ACUUACAAAUUGAGUUGUUCCUUGUUUGUUUUGGAUUUAUAGACCUUACCAUGUUGGAUGCACUGUCUGUUGGAGCCUAGAGGGAUGGUACUGAAGGUUGCUUCAGGCGACAUUGUGAAGGAGAAAUAUUUGAAAGAUGGAAAGUUUUCCAUUAACAUGGAAGAAUACCUACACAAAGAUUAUCGUCGGGUAUAUAUCGAAGAAGCCAAUAUGGAGAAUGCACUGCUCCCGUGUCCCUUAGUCGACGAUUCAUUGAUGACAGUAGGUCAAGCUGUAAAUGGUCAUGUGGCAUGGCCAAAAGACUAUCUUACACCUGUUGGGAAAUAUUUGACACAACCACCCACCAAGAAACUUCAGAAGCAACCCGUGAAGAAAAGCUCUGAAGAUUUACUCGGUCCUCCAACACAGCCUCUAAAACACCCUGGGAGGCCGAGUAAGGCAAAAGUUAAUGCAAAGUAUGCCCAACCACACCAAACUUCUUCCAUUAUUGCAUUUUGGAACUUCGUCAAAAGGUGGCCCAAGUCAUCCAUGCUCCAACUCCAAGUCCAGAAUGAGCUAUUUGGGGUCGCAGAUGACUCUAUUUGGCUUGCUAAGAGUGACAUUCAAGAAUUGUGCACCAUGCAAUACUUGGGAGCACAACAAAUAGGAGUUUGGUGCAAGUAUGUUUAUAACUCUUAAUAAUAAACUCGCUAAUGUUCUU
Messenger RNA from Cannabis sativa, 700 nucleotides. RefSeq lists its product as uncharacterized. The transcript is spliced from 2 exons. The coding region runs from base 58 to 678 and encodes 206 amino acids. NCBI's taxonomy places the organism in Eukaryota, Viridiplantae, Streptophyta, Magnoliopsida, Rosales, Cannabaceae. The record is from RefSeq and is a predicted model, not a curated record.